This is a messenger RNA of Aspergillus pseudonomiae, 316 nucleotides long. RefSeq lists its product as uncharacterized. Bases 46 to 267 code for a protein of 73 amino acids. The record is from RefSeq and is a predicted model, not a curated record. Lineage: Eukaryota; Fungi; Ascomycota; Eurotiomycetes; Eurotiales; Aspergillaceae. The transcript has a single exon.
GUAUCACGCUGAAAGGCCGACCGUCGGAUGUAAGAUUGACUAAGGAUGUCUGGACCAGAAGUCUUCUGCACAGUCCUCAAAAAAGGGAAAUUUCUGCAAAUCUGGGGCACCUAUUCAGAGACUUCCGUCGGUCGUACCGAUGCAUUGGACAGUCUGCUCAGCGAAUUCGGUUAUUUUAGUAAUAAUGCAAAAGUUUCCAUACACGAUUUGAAGUUCUUUGGAGCGAAGUCUGGAUCGCGAGCUCGGCUACUAUCAACUCAUCAUUGAGUUGUGCGCCUCUCAUGGCUUGGCCCCAAUUUUCCUUCGCGCCUUUUCC